This is a messenger RNA of Corythoichthys intestinalis (scribbled pipefish), 2729 nucleotides long. RefSeq names its product abhydrolase domain containing 15a (gene abhd15a). The record is from RefSeq and is a predicted model, not a curated record. Gene Ontology annotation, molecular function: monoacylglycerol lipase activity; short-chain carboxylesterase activity. The coding region runs from base 202 to 1677 and encodes 491 amino acids. NCBI's taxonomy places the organism in Eukaryota, Metazoa, Chordata, Actinopteri, Syngnathiformes, Syngnathidae. The transcript is spliced from 3 exons.
CUGUUGAGGCAUGAUGGACGUAAUUUAUGAGAGAAGUAAAUCGGGAUUUAGUCGUUUGCUUAUGUAUGACAGAAUUACACUGGAGGACAUCAGCCACCCUUCUUCACUGUCUAGGACGCCGAUUUAGGAACUAUCAGUAUUAAUUGUGCACAAGUGUCCUACUGAAAAAGCUUCAGCGCUGCACUCACUGUGUCUGUGACCAUGCUGGAAUGGAUCGCGAUCGCGUGCGUUGCAAUUUUGCUGGCAGUAAUCCGGUCCCGCUUUAAAGUUUCUGGCACAGAGAAACCGACAGAUAUUGCGCCGAGAGGACCGAACAGUCCGCUAAAAGACGAAGUCUCCAUCGAACGAACACGAAGCGUGGCGCUCAUCUGCAAACCGUCUGCCCUCGCCAACUACCUCCUAAAGAACUGCAGCACUUUCACUAACUACUCUCCGCGGGUCGGCUGGUCGUGGCGGGCCAGUGCCGUCCUCCAGAGCUUGCACGAGAUGUGCUGGUGUUACGGCAACCCGGUCCACUUUGUGCGGGAUAACCUGCUGUUGAGCGAUGAUGGGCUGGUGGCUUUGGACUGGGCUUAUCCAGCCCACCAAAUGAGACGCAGGACUUCCAGCCACUCCACCUGCCCAGUUCUUCUUAUCAUCCCUAAUUCGUUCGGCAAGAUCACCAGAAAUGUACUGAAGUUGUGUCAAACAGCUCUUUCCCAUGGAUACCUCCCUGCAGUCUUCAACCGGCGCAGCCACAAUGGCACCCCACUCACCACGAUCAAACUGCAGCAGUUUGGAGACCCUGCAGACCUGAGAGAGGCUGUACGCUACAUCCGCUACAGGCAGCCUGCUAGCAAACUUUAUGCAGUGAGCGAGAGCACUGGCUCCGGGCUUCUUCUCUCUUACUUGGGGGAAUGCGGCUCGUCCAGCUAUGUGACAGCGGCUGUCUGCCUGUCGCCUGUCUUUCGUUGCCAGAGUUGGUUUGAGAAUGGCCUCUGCUGGUCCAUGCAGUGGGCUUUGUUGCUCUACCAGAAAAUGUGCCUCAGCAGAUACAGGACGGCGUUGAGCUCUAUCAUACGAACGGACACCCUCUUUUCUACAAGUUCCCUACGGUGUCUUGAAGAAGUUCUAUUUUGUCAAACUGAGCAGGUUGGCUGUGCAUCGACAGCACCCACAGUGACACGCAUCAGCACUGCGGCUUCAUGGGAAGCUUACUGGGAACGCAAUGAAGCCUUAAGAGAUGUGGACGAAGUGGCGAUUCCAGUCCUGAGUGUAUGCGCUCAGGAUGACCCUGUCCGUGGGAAUGCCCAAUCCACAGUACCCUGGGAACUUUUCGAGAGCAACCCGCAUUUUUUCCUACUUCUAACAGAACGAGGCGGCCAUUGUGGUUUCUCCACACACUGUGAAGAAAACGCCACCGGGCCAGCUAACCCAAUGACUGAACCGAACAGUGUGACGGUAACUCGCGGAGCCAACUGGAGCCACCGAGCUCUUUUGGAAUUUUUCAAGGCAACUACAGACUUCAUUGCUGCAGAGGAGAGAACAAAACAGCUCACUGCAAAGAGGAAGGGUCUGGGGGGAGUCGCAGGAGGGAGGGUCUUCCGGCACCGUAGUGUCAGUACGUGUAAACGAGUACCCAUGUGCUCUCAUAAUAUCCAUGCCAUUUACAACUGGCAAAGAUCUUACACACGGUGAAGAAAGUCAAUGGAAGUUGAAAAUGUGCUUUUUCCACUCCAAAGCAAGAUGAUGGGGCCUUGAUAGUGUAGUGGUUUACAUAGCUGACUUUCAUGCAGAUUUCCUACUCAGGUUCAGGUUAGUCAUCUGCUGUUUGUGUUAGGUCAGCAGGGAUAUCCUUUACCUUGCUCCCAGCUCCUUAGCAGGAUUGGCGGUUUAAAACAAAAAUGAUGGAAAAGGUUUUCAAUUAAAAUUUUGAAUUCCAUAAAGAUGAAAGCCUUCUUAUUGUCAGCUUUUAAAAAAAUAAUGCCUCAACUUAAAAUGCAUUCAUGUAUCACCUCAUUCACAGCAAUUCGAAUUUUGUGGGGAUUUUUUUUCCGUUUUUUUUUUUUUUUUUUUUUUCUAUUCUAUCCAAGCCAGCUGACAUGAAAAGACUUUGAGACAUUAUUUUUCUAUUUAGUCAAUAAUUUAUGGCUGAAAAUGAAUGUUAAAUCCUUGAUGGCAGCAGUAUUUAAAGUGGGCCACAAGUUUACUAUGUUUAUGAUGUUUAUUAUAAAUAGUGUAGUUGAAUUCUGUUUAAACUGCACUCCUUUUCCAUGUCUGAAAGGCAGCAUAUUUUUAUCUCUCUUUGACCCAAUGGCAUUUUCCACAGAGGUUUAAGAAAUGGUGGCAUGAAGGUAAAGAAAUUUACUUCCCUAAAAGGUACAAAAGACUGACUUUUCACUUUAAGAUACUUACAAAAGCUUAACUUGAAGUGAGUAAGUGAUUUUCCGUAAUAAAAUUAACAUUACAGCUGUCACAGCAGAGUGAGUAAUGAGUGACAGUGUGUGUUCUUGACUACCUUUUGUAGCCGACACAGUACAAACUCUAUUGCACUUGUGCUUCUAGUCUACUUGUAUGUUUCAAAUUGUGCCCUGGCUUUGGCCUUGCGUUUGAGAUUCAGCAAAUUCUUAUUUUGACAUUUGAUAUGUGGGACCCAUUGAUUGACAGCAUUUGGCUGUUGCUUAGCUCAGACCUGUUUGUGUGGAGUUUAGCAUGUUCUGUAGUUACUCGGGUUAUAUGUCACAUUCCAA